Aspergillus aculeatus ATCC 16872 is the source of this 1059-nucleotide messenger RNA. RefSeq lists its product as uncharacterized. Gene Ontology annotation, cellular component: nucleus. Lineage: Eukaryota; Fungi; Ascomycota; Eurotiomycetes; Eurotiales; Aspergillaceae. Gene Ontology annotation, molecular function: dGTPase activity. Bases 1 to 1059 code for a protein of 352 amino acids. The record is from RefSeq and is a predicted model, not a curated record. The transcript has a single exon. Gene Ontology annotation, biological process: dGTP catabolic process.
AUGGCCGCCGACGAGGACCUGAAAGCGGGGCACUUCCAGACGCUGACGAUCGAAUCCCCCCACCGCAUCAUCAUCACCGACACGCUGUACGGCACGCACGAGAUCACCGAGCCCGUCCUCCUUGACCUCCUGCAGAGCCCGGACCUCCAACGUCUGAUCGGCAUCUGCCAGCACGGCGUCACCGGCCACCUGGGCUUACUCCCGGGCGCCGUCAAGAUCACGCGCUUCGAGCACUCGGUAGGCGCCUGCCUGCUCGUGCGGACCCAGGGCGCCACGCUGGAAGAGCAGGUGGCCGCGCUCCUCCACGACAUCAGCCACACGGUGCUCAGCCACGUCGUCGACUGGGCGCUGUCCAACCCACAGGAGGAGAGCUUCCACGAGGUGCACAAGGCGCGCUACCUGCAGACGACGGGUAUCCCGGCCAUCCUGGCGCGGCACGGCAUGCCGCUGACCGUGCUGCACGAGGAGCAGUACCCGCUGGUCGAGCUGCCGGCGCCGCAUCUCUGCGCGGACCGCCUGGACUACGCGCUCCGCGACGGCCUCGCCUUCGGGAAGCUGACCCAGGACCGCGUGCGCGAGCUGCUGCGCUGUCUGCGCGCCUUCCCUUACCCGACCGCGCGCAACCGCAUCCUGGUGCUGGAGCAUCGCCGCGUCGCGCUCGGCUUCGCCCGCGCUUACCUCCAGAUCGACCAGGAGGUGUGGUCCAACCCCGCCCACGCCGACAUGUACAAGCGCACCGGCCGGUUGAUUGGGGAUCUGGUGCGCCAGGGCAAGAUGCCUGAGGAGGUGCUCUGGACGCUCACGGAUGAGGAGUUCUGGGCCCUGUUGCUGCGGCUGGCGGACGCGGAGGGGGUGGCGAUGUUGAAGCACUUCGAGCGAGAUGGGCUGGCGGAGGAACUGGGUCUGCCUCUGCCCAAGAAUGCGAAGAUCAGGACGGUCGAUCCGGACGUCUGGGAGAAUGAGUACAUCCCCACGCCUCUGUCGCAGUUGAGUCCCGAGUGGGCGGCGGAGCGUCAGGCCUACAUUGCUCGUCGCGAGGCGACACGUGCAUUGGACUAG